Procambarus clarkii (red swamp crayfish) is the source of this 4901-nucleotide messenger RNA. RefSeq lists its product as uncharacterized. Gene Ontology annotation, cellular component: nucleus. Gene Ontology annotation, molecular function: DNA binding. NCBI's taxonomy places the organism in Eukaryota, Metazoa, Arthropoda, Malacostraca, Decapoda, Cambaridae. The record is from RefSeq and is a predicted model, not a curated record.
GGCGCCACAUGCCGGGUGGCCGUAGCGCUCUACACGCCCACGGUUACACCCGCUGUUAUUUCCCUAAAAAAAUUACUAUCCUGUCAAUAUGUCGUGUGAAAAUGGAAGCAACAUUCGGUGCGAGGCUUCAACUAGCCGUUUACCGAAGAGGAAACAUGUAGUGAUGAACUUGGAGCAAAAAUGGCACCUUAUAAAUGAAGCUGAAUCAGGCGUGCCACAGCGUGUGAUCUGUGACAAAUACAACGUCAGCAAAACUACUCUUUAUGACAUUGUGAAGUCCAAAGAUAAACUAUUUGACUUUUGUUCUAAAGUUGAGAGUGACGCCGAGAUGCGGAAUAAAAAAAUGAUGAGUUCGGCUAAAAUUAAGAGCGUAGACGAGGCAGUUUGGGAAUGGUACGCUAAGUUUGCCGGGGACCAGGCCGGAAGGGGCCCUGUUCCGGGCUGGCUCAUCCAGAGCAAAGCCAAGGAGUUCCAUGAGCAGAUGAACAUUAAUGAGGAGUGUGUGUAUAGUGAUGGGUGGCUGAGGGGAUUUAAGUAUCGUCAUGGUAUUUACGGCGUGAAAGCGCGUAGGGAACAUAAAUCGGUUAAUGCAGAGGAAAAUACCAAGCUGGAGUCGGUCCGGCAGGACGAAUGUCUGCCUCCUAAAAUCAUUUAUAAUCCUAAUGACACGAGCCCAAUACGCGCAUCGAUCCUUAAUUGUCAGACGAGAACAACUACAUGGACUACACAGUCUCCACCAAGUUCUCCAGCGGUAGUCAACCCAAAAGAUGUAACACGCAAAGAUCUUGUUCAUAACAGACCAGAAGCCCAGUGUGGAAACAUGGGUAAUGCACCUAGGCAUCAAACCCUUUUGGAUCGGUUUGUGGUCAGAAGUCCAAGUAGAGUGUCGACAAAAUGCUCCUCCUUCGGGCAUUCAAGGGUGAUGAAACGGCAGUUCCUCGAUGCAAAGGGAGCUGAUAUAAGCGAAGACAUGAAUAUCAGCAUAGGCGAUGACUUAAUUGAAGUCAAAGAUGAGCCAAUAGAACUGGACGAUUGGCCAGAUAAAUGUGUGCGAAAGAGUGAUGAGAGCAACACACAAGACCCGGCCCACAAAGACAGCAGCGGACACAUUCACAAUAACUCUAUGGACUUGUCGUGCAAAAAAUCCAACUUUUUCCAGAUGAGACGAUGUCAAGUUUUGAUUGACAAGUCCACCAUUCGUGCCUUCGAAAAACUGGAAGAGAUGAGAAGGGCUGCAGUGGAGAAGACAUCCAGUGAUGUGAAGUCCCUUGGGGGUGAAUGCUUCAGGGAGAUGGAGAGAGCUCUAUACCUCUGGAUAAAGGAUCAACAGGAGAAAAACAUUCCUGUCAAUGGUACCAUUAUCUGCAAGAAGGCCACUAAGAUACAGGCAGGCAUAGACAAGAAGAUGGGGGCCUCUGGCACAUCAUUCUAUGCUUCAUCUGGUUGGCUGAGCAGCUUUAAGAAACGUCAUGGACUGCAUAACAGAAUACUUGGGAAAAGUACUGGCACUGACAUUGCUGCCACAUCAUCUCACCCUGAUGCAGACUAUUUAAAAGCAUCUUUUCACCCUGCUACCCAUGCUAGUGCAUCAUCUCACCCUCAUGCUGACUAUUCUAGAGAACCUUCUCACCCUGCUAGUAACCCUGCUAGUGCAUCGUCUCAUCCUCACACUGACUAUUCUAGAGAACCUUCUCGCCCUGCUACUAACUCUGCUAGUGCAUCAUCUCACCCUCAUGCUGACUAUUCAACAACAUCUCACUCUGCUACUAACCAUACUAGUGCAUCAUCUCACCCUGCCACUAAUUCUACUGGUUCAUCGUCUCACCCUGCCACUAAUUCUACUGGUUCAUCGUCUCACCCUGCCACUAAUUCUACUGGUUCAUCGUCUCACCCUGCCACUAACUCUACUGGUUCAUCGUCUCACCCUGCCACUAAUUCUACUGGUUCAUCGUCUCACCCUGCCACUAAUUCUACUGGUUCAUCAUCUCACCCUGCCACUAAUUCUACUGGUUCAUCGUCUCACCCUGCCUCUAAUUCUACUGCUUCAUCGUCUCACCCUGCCACUAAUUCUACUGGUUCAUCGUCUCACCCUGCCUCUAAUUCUACUGGUUCAUUGUCUCACCCUGCCACUAAUUCUACUGGUUCAUCGUCUCACCCUGCCACUAAUUCUACUGGUUCAUCGUCUCACCCUGCCACUAAUUCUACUGGUUCAUCGUCUCACCCUGCCACUAAUUCUACUGGUUCAUCGUCUCACCCUGCCUCUAAUUCUGCUGAAUCAUUUUCUCAUCCUGCCACUAACCAUGCUGGAUCAUCAUCUUCCCCUGCUGCUAACCACUCUGAUCAAUUGUUUCACCUUGCCAUGGGCCAUACUAGUGCAUCGCCUCACCUUGGUACUCAUCACUCUUCUGCAUCCCCUUAUAAGGCCAUUAACAAUAAUGCUGCAUUAUUGUAUCCUGCAGAGUUUGCAGCGAUUAUCAGAGAAGGCAACUAUUGUCCGGAGCAGGUGUUUAACGCAGGUGAAACUGGCCUCUUCUGGAAGCGUCUGCCCAGUAAGACCUUCUUGAUGAAGGAGGAAAAAGCAACUUUGGGUUUCAAGGCUUCUAAGGACCGUCUGUCUUUGCUAUUCUGCUCAAAUGCUGCCGGGGACUUCAAGCUUCCUCCUGUCCUCGUAUACCGGUCCCACCGUCCUCGUGCGCUCAAGAAUGUCACCCGUCUGCCUGUGGUAUGGCGAGCUAACAACAAAGCUUGGGUGACCUCAACAAUAUUUGCCGACUGGUACCAGCAUAACUUCAUUCCUGCCGUGGACAAGUACCUGAGGUCUAAAAAUCUACCAAGCAAAGCCAUCUUGUUUGUUGACAGUGCUCCCAGUCACCCUCAAGCCCUGAGGGGCACUGCUGACAGCGACGGAUACCGCCUCGAGUUCUUUCCACCUAACACCAGCUCUCUGCUGCAGCCGCUCGACCAAGGAGUGAUAGCGCAGAUCAAGAAACUGUACACUAAGCAAGUUCUCUGGGAGAUGUUUCUCUACACUGAAGGCAAGGGCAAAAGUAGAGAAAAAGUGGUUGAAUUUUGGAAAAAGUUUAAUAUGAGAAAUGCAGUUUCCAUCAUCACUGACAUAUGGGAGAACAUUGAUCCCACUUGCCUUAAGGAUGCAUGGGAGAACCUUUGGCCUGAAAUCAUGCCUGACUUUCUUGGUUUUCCUGACACGCAGGUAGAGGUCCGCAGCAUUAUGGAGAUUGCCAACAGCAUCCCUGGACAAGGGUUUGGUGACCUGGUGGCCGAGGACAUCGUGAAGCAUCUGGAGAGUCAUCGCAACAUUAUGACACCAGAAGACGUCCUUGAGCUGACCACUGAAGAAGCCGACGAGGGACAGGAUGAUGAUUCUGAAGAUAAUCCCAUUACUCAGAUUCCAUUAUCAGUAAUGAGGCAAUUUGUGAACCACAUGAUUUCUGGUAUUGAAAUUGCUGACAGUGACCCCAAUUUUAAGCGAGCAUCAGAAGCUAUCCGUCUCAUAAGAAAAGUUUGUGAAGUUUAUGUCAGGCCCACCAGUGCUCGUUCCCAUAAAAUAGAAAUUACAAAUACUAUUAAGUCAGACUAGUUCAUGUCUUUUAGCAUUCUGUAUACUGUAUAUAUAUAUAUAAUUUUUGUUAAUGUUAUUUUUGUAUUUUACAUAAUCCAUUAUUUUGAAUUUUUUUAUUUUAAUAACAAUUUGCAAAAUUCUACGUUGUUUAUUUCUGCUAAUGUUGAGGAGAAACAAAUCCCCCCAUUGCAUCAUGAGCCUACUAUCUGAGGAUUAUGGGUAAUCAUUUAAAUAACAUAUGACUAUAUAUAUACAUUAAAUAAAUUACUUUAAAAUGAAUGACCAAUGAGCAUGGUGGGUUUCAAAGCGUUAUUUGACAAAGAGUGCUGGGAAGACACCACGAGCGGAGCACUCAUCCUGUAACUACACUGAGGUAAUUAUAGGUCGGACAUUUACUCGGAGACAGUUUGUAGAGAAGCCAUACAAGAAGGACAGGUAGGUGUACAUGGCUUCAUGGACAGUGGACAGGGACAGGCUUGAAAUUGAAUUUGGCAAAUUCUGUGAAAUUUGUCUUACAUAUGCAUAUGUAAGAGUUGGUGUAAUGACUGGCAUUAUAACAUUGGUGUGCACCGGGGAUUGUCAUGUCAUGACAUGAUAGUCAUGAGGGAGGUCAAGAUCAAAAUAUUAUGAAGGAGUGUGAAUGUAUUGUAUAGACCUAAUAAUGAGUACAGUACUGUAUUACCAUACAUCAAAUUCGAUGUAUGCAGAUGAUGGGAGUUAUUGUAGUAUGUAGAGAUUAAUGUGUAUACAAGUUGAAAAAUAUAUUGGUGUAUAAGAGAAGACUUGAUGACUAGACAAAGGUGAAGUGUCAUUCAAGGGAAUGUUUGGGUAAGAGGAGAAGGCUGGGAGGACAUACCGGCUGUUUCGGAAAGUUGCGAUCAAGCGUAAACAACGUAUGGGAUGUUGUUAAUGCCCUCAGGCUAUGGAUUUGGGAUAGGGGGGGAAGGAAACCAUGAGGAGAAAGUGCCAAGCCAUUACAACUAUACAAGGUAUAGUUGUAAUAUGUGUUGAAAUAAAGUCAAGAAAAAUAACCACCCCAAAAAAAAAAUAAUGUAGGGAUAAGGAUAAUGGGUGAGAGAAUAUAUGUAUUCUUUUAUAUAAGUGAUAAAGCCCUCAUAUGGUCCCCAUUCAGCAAAAACAACCUAAAGAGACAAAGAAAAUGAAGUUUGAAAUCUGUGAAUAACUUUGCCAAAAUAAAUUAGUCAAGUUCUGCCACCUGUGGCAGAUUUACAUGUUGACCAAUUUUGUUCCAUUUAUACAUACUUGAUGGAUGUGCAUGAUGGGCGUGCAUGAUGGAUGUGCAUGAUGGGCGUGCAUGAUG